Maudiozyma saulgeensis is the source of this 2199-nucleotide messenger RNA. NCBI's taxonomy places the organism in Eukaryota, Fungi, Ascomycota, Saccharomycetes, Saccharomycetales, Saccharomycetaceae. The record is from the annotation of a GenBank genome assembly.
AUGUCUGCUGCUACAUUUGACGAUAUUAAGCUAGAAGAUAUCCCUGUCGAUGACAUCGAUUUCACCGAUCUAGAGAAAGAAUACCAAUUGGAAGAUGAAUUUGAAUUCGACCAAUACGUUGUUGUCACUGGUGCCCCAGUUAUCCCAGAAUCCAAGGUUCCAGUCUUACAAAAGGCUUUAACCGGUUUGUUCUCUAAAGCUGGUAAAGUUGUUAACAUGGAGUUCCCAAUUGAUCAAGACACCAAGAAAUCUAAGGGUUUCUUGUUUGUUGAAUGUGCUUCUCCAGAAGAUGGUAAGAAGAUUAUUAAGGCUUUCCAUGGUAAGAGACUUGAUUUAAAGCACCGUCUUUUCAUUUACACAAUGAAGGACGUUGAAAGAUACAAUUCUGAUUCCUUCUCUACUGAAUUCAAAGAACCAGAAUUACCAGAAUUUGUGUCGUCAGGUUCUUUAACUUCUUGGUUAUUGGAUGAAGAGAACAGAGAUCAAUUUGUUGUUCAAAAUGAUAACGAUACUACUGUUUUCUGGAAUACUAGAUACGAAGAAAAAAUCGAAAAUUCUAUUGUUGAAUCAAGAAAGAACUGGUCUACCAACUAUGUUAGAUUCUCUCCAAAGGGUAGUUACCUAUUUUCAUAUCAUCCACAAGGUGUUACUGCAUGGGGUGGUGCUAACUUCGAUCGUUUAAGAAGAUUCUACCAUCCAAAUGUUAGAACUUCUUCUGUCUCUCCAAAUGAAAAAUAUUUGGUCACUUUCUCAGCUGAUCCAAUUGUCUUAACUGAAGAUCCAGAUUCUCCAUUCACUUUGAAGAAUGAAGGUCAUCAAAUUUGUAUUUGGGCUAUUUCUUCUGGUUUGUUAUGUGCUUCUUUCCCAUUCGUUAAGGGUCCAAACACUAACUGGCCUCUUGUUAAAUGGUCCUUCAAUGACAAGUACUGUGCACGUAUGGUUGGUGACAAUCUAGUUGUCCAUGAUGCAUCAACUAACUUCCAAGCCAUGGCUAACAAGGGUUUGAAGGUCGCUGGUAUUAGAGACUUUUCUUUUGCUCCAACUGGUGUUGAAGUAGCUCCAUUCAGAAAGGGUGAUGAACCAUCUGUGCUAUUAGCUUAUUGGACUCCUGAAACUAACAACAUGUCUUGUAAAGCUAGUGUUGUCGAAGUCCCACGUGGUAGAGUAUUGAAGACUGUCAAUUUCGUUCAAGUCUCUGAUGUUACAUUCCACUGGCAAAAUAAGUCUGAAUACUUGGCUUUCAAUGUUACUAGACACACCAAAUCUGGUAAGACCAAGUUCUCUAAUUUGGAUAUCUGUCGUUUGACUGAAAAGGAUAUUCCAGUGGAAAAGAUUGAAUUUAAAGAACGUGUAUUUGAAGUUGAAUGGGAAAACAAUGGUAACAGAUUUAUUACAAUUUCUAUCGAUGAUGAAACAGAUGAUGGUAAUCCAUCUAUUCCAAGAAAUAUUGUUAGUUUCUUUGCACCAGAAAAGAAGGACUCUAAGAAUAAAUCAUCAAACGGUGUUGUCAGUAAAUGGAAACUUGCUGCUAAAUUGACUGAUAGAUUCUUAAACACUGUUUCUUGGUCUUCAGCAGGUAGAUUUGUUAUUGUUGCAUCAAUUAUUAAACCAAACAUGCGUAAAUGUGAAUUGUUAUUCUACGAUAUAGAUUACACUGGUGAAAAGAAUGCUAAUGAUGUUGAAGAUGUUGACGCCUCUAUUAAGGAAAUUGCAGCUAUCAAUAAUGCUAACUUCACCGAUUUAACAUGGGAUCCAUCUGGUCGUUUUGUUUGUGGUUGGUCUAGUGCUUUGAAACACAAGGUUGACAAUGGUUUCAAGAUCUAUGAUGUCUCCGGUGCUUUAUUAAAGGAUGAAGAUGUUCCAAACUUUAGAAACUUUAUCUGGAGACCAAGACCAGAAUCCAAACUAUCUAACGCUGAAAAGAAGAAGGUUAGAAAGAACCUGAAGGAAUGGACUGCUCAAUUCAGUGAACAAGAUCAUAUGGCUGCUGAUACUGCCGUUAGAGACUUGAUCUUAAAACAACGUGCUAUGUUGAAGGAAUGGACUGAAUAUAGAUCUGAAUCUAGUGCUCAAACUGAACAAGAAUUUGGUCACAAGACAUUCGAUAUUGAGCAAGAUAACUCUGAUGAUGAUUACACUGUUGUCGAAGAAUUCAAGGAGGAAAUUGUCUCAGAGACCUCUGAAAAAGUCACUGAAUAA